UACUAAGGACGUCGAACGCCAUGUUGGAAAAGAAACGUGUUUGAGAGAACUUUUGUAAUUUUGAUCAAAAAAAUCAUGGCAUCACUUGCAAGUUUACUCCCAAAUCCAGUUAAUAUUGCUUACUCAGAGGACAAAGAAGAUGAAGAGCUUGAAAAUUCGUAUAAGCAACUGUCAGUUGUUGCUAAAGAACCGCCGCCGUACGGUAGACGCCAUGGUUGGAUCCCUAGAAGACCGGAGGAUUUUGGCGAUGGAGGAGCAUUUCCUGAGAUCCACGUUGCCCAGUAUCCUCUAGAUAUGGGUAAAAAGAACACUAGUAAAUCAUCAAAUGCUUUACCUGUUCAACUUGACGCACAAGGCAGGGUUAAGUACGACGCCAUAUUGAAACAAGGACACAAAAAAGACAAAGUUGUUCAUUCGAAAUUCACUGAUUUGGUUCCCGCGCAUUUAAAGAGUGACAAUGAUGAUGAGUUUAUGAGACCAGACGAAGAAGAGGUAAAAAGUGUGACAGACAAAACAAGGGAAGCUUUAGAGAAGGUUGUAAAUACCAAAAUAGCUGCCGCUCAACCAACGCAGGCAGCUCAGAAACAGCAACCAGCACAGUAUAUUCGUUAUACUCCAGCUCAACAAGGAGCUGCUUUUAACUCUGGUGCCAAGCAACGAGUUAUUCGAAUGGUUGAAAUGCAGAAAGAUCCAAUGGAGCCACCAAGGUUUAAAACCAAUAAAAAGAUUCCCCGGGGACCCCCAUCACCACCUGCUCCCGUCAUGCACUCACCCAGCCGCAAAGUCACAGUUAAAGAGCAACAAGACUGGAAGGUCCCUCCCUGCAUCUCUAACUGGAAGAAUGCUAAAGGGUAUACCAUUCCCCUUGACAAGCGUUUAGCUGCUGAUGGUCGUGGACUUCAAGAUCCACACAUCAAUGACAAGUUUGCUAAACUUGCAGAGGCACUGUAUAUUGCUGAUAGAAAAGCGAGAGAAGGAGUUGAACUAAGAGCACAACUUGAGAAGAAACUAGCACAGAAAGAGAAAGAAAAGCAAGAAAAGAAAUUGAGGGAGUUAGCCAUGAAGACAAGAGAGGAAAGAGCUGGAAUCAAGACUGCUUCUGACCGAUCUGUUGAUGAAAGAGAACGAGAUCAUUUGCGUCAUGAGAGGCACAAAGAUAGAGAAAGAGACAGACGCAUAUCCAAAGCCGCACCAGAUAAACGUUCCAAGCUACAACGAGACAAAGAGCGUGAYAUUAGUGAGCAAAUUGCAUUGGGAGUUGCUCGUGGAGGAACAGCAUCAGAUGAUAGCAUGUUUGACCAAAGGCUAUUCAACCAAGAUAAAGGAAUGGACUCUGGUUUYGGUGAAGAUGAUGCAUAUAAUGUAUAUGACAAAGCCUGGAGGAAAAAUACUAGUACUGCGUCAUCUAUUUAUCGACCAUCCAAGAAUAUUGCUGAUAAGGAUGUGUAUGGUGAUGAUAUAGAAAAGCUAGUAAGGACUGAAAGAUUUCACGCCGACAAAGAGUUUGCUGGAACUGAUCACAGUCAAAAAAGAGAUGGCCCAGUUCAGUUUGAAAAAGAAGAGGAACUUGAUCCUUUUGGACUUGAUAAGUUUCUUACAGAAGCCAAAAAGGGCAAAAGAACACUUGAUGAGCCAAGGUCUAGAGAUCAUGACAGCCGUAGUAAAAGAAAGCGUUAAUAUAUACUUUUUUUCUUACAUACCAUUUCCAAAAACGGAUCAUUGUUGAACUGUGUUACAAUCUGAAACCAGCAAUAUGGACGCAUAAAAGACAAAAGUGAAACAUUUUACAUUUUGUGUCAUUCAGGAAUAGCUAAAAUAUUCAUGAUGUAAAUGUCAUGUAAUAGCUAACAAAAUGACUGUUAUUUUAUGGCUUUUCAAAGUCUCCAGAAGGUGUCAACCAAAAUAAUCCUAUGACACAUCUUAAAAUGGGUCAUUUUAUUUGCAUGAAUAUUAGCGAUAGUAGAAUUCAAAACUUAGUACAAAUGAUACUAGAUUUACAUCAGUAAUAUUGUUUAAUUUUCAAUGAAAAACAAAACAGCCAACUGUAAAUAAAUCAUGUUUACUAUCAGAAACAAUCUGUAUUUCAUACGUAGUUGAAUAGAGAACAAAUAGUUGUUAAAUUAUUACC
Exaiptasia diaphana is the source of this 2128-nucleotide messenger RNA. Its product is annotated as SNW domain-containing protein 1. Gene Ontology annotation, cellular component: spliceosomal complex. The coding region runs from base 76 to 1677 and encodes 533 amino acids. Gene Ontology annotation, biological process: mRNA splicing, via spliceosome. NCBI's taxonomy places the organism in Eukaryota, Metazoa, Cnidaria, Anthozoa, Actiniaria, Aiptasiidae. The record is from RefSeq and is a predicted model, not a curated record. The transcript has a single exon.